AUGGCAUCUACAUAUCUUGGAUAUGAAGUUGAUGCAAACGAACUGGAUUCUCCAGUAAACAGGGAUCAUGAUUCACUGGAUGAAGAAGAUUAUUCUGAUCUCGAUGAUCAUGAUCAACAUCCGGAUCCGGAAACACAUACCUCAAUAUUUCAACCAGAGCUUACUAUCAUACCUUUGCCUUCUAACCUUGGUGAAGCCAGAUGCAAGGCAUUAGGUCUAACCAAUCUCAUGAAAGAAGAAAUUGUCCUCCGUGAAGGCCAAGCCAAUGAUGCACUCCAUGCAAUUAGAGUUCAUUUGGUAGAUAAGGCUGUGAUAUUCUGGGACACUGUCCAGUCAGCUAAGUCACAAGCCACCUCAACCCAGGCAUGGACUCGAGUUCGUACGGUGGAAGCAGCAGUCAAACUCAAUGCCAGGAUAUACUGGAAAUGCCGGUUGCAGCUAGAUCGACUCCCCAAUCACAACCUCUUGAAGAAAUAUCUUCCGUUGAAGAAAAACACCUGA
This is a messenger RNA of Suillus bovinus, 501 nucleotides long. RefSeq lists its product as uncharacterized. The transcript has a single exon. NCBI's taxonomy places the organism in Eukaryota, Fungi, Basidiomycota, Agaricomycetes, Boletales, Suillaceae. The record is from RefSeq and is a predicted model, not a curated record. Bases 1 to 501 code for a protein of 166 amino acids.